This is a messenger RNA of Trichogramma pretiosum, 6673 nucleotides long. RefSeq names its product innexin inx2 (gene Inx2). The transcript is spliced from 2 exons. The coding region runs from base 783 to 1850 and encodes 355 amino acids. Gene Ontology annotation, molecular function: gap junction channel activity. Gene Ontology annotation, biological process: phototransduction. NCBI's taxonomy places the organism in Eukaryota, Metazoa, Arthropoda, Insecta, Hymenoptera, Trichogrammatidae. The record is from RefSeq and is a predicted model, not a curated record. Gene Ontology annotation, cellular component: plasma membrane; gap junction.
UCCUGCGACGCGCGCACGCACCACAGAGUACCGCGCCGCACUAAAUAUAGAUAUAUAGAUAUAGUUAUAAUAUAAUAUAGCUGCCGCCGCCGCCGCCGCCGCCGCCAACUUACGGACGACGACGACGAUUAUUGCGCUCUCUCGCUCUUACGCAUUGUAUACAUGCCUGUACUACCAACAGCUGCCUGCCGCCCGGAAUGAAGAGCAGCAGCAGCAGCGUAGCGACGCGUCUAUCUAAUACAGCCAGUUGACAUAGGAGAUCCCCAUUUAUAAGUAAGCUCCGCCACGGCCGCUCGCGUUUCAGUACGAAAAUUGGGACGCCCGAGCGCGCGAGUGCUGCUACACACAUAGUCACCCGCGAAUGUGCAACUGAAGUGCGUGUCGCCGCCUAGACGACGACGACGACGCCGAUGAUAAUCUGCAAAAAGAGUCCAUAACGCCGACGUCGGUCACAGUGUGUCAUUGUGCAAAAAACAACAACAACUACGACGAGAUUUAAUUAAAAGAGAGAUACAUUAUUCUCUCGUGCAGUGUGUAUAUUGUGUAUAUCUCUGUGUAAGUGUGUGUGUGUGUAUACGUGUAACGCUGUAUAGUAUAAUAUACAGGCACAUUGCAACGCUCGCAAACGCGGACAGCAGCUGCCUGCCUGGGAUACACAGACGCUUCCUUUCCGGCUUCGUCAUCGAUUGACUGUGUGCCGCCGCGGAGAGCCCGGCAUUUUGAGGGCCCUCAGUGACUGUUACAUUUUUCCCAAAGAAGCUAAGAAAAACUAAACCGCCAAGAUGUUUGACGUUUUCGGCUCGGUGAAGGGCUUGCUCAAGCUCGAUGCCGUCUGCAUCGACAACAACAUCUUCAAGAUGCACUACAAGGCGACCUUCAUCAUCCUCGUCGCUUUCUCGCUGCUCGUCACCUCGCGCCAGUACAUCGGCGACCCGAUCGACUGCAUCGUCGACGAGAUCCCCCUGCACGUGAUGGACACCUACUGCUGGAUCUACUCGACCUUCACCAUGCCCGAGCUCAACGGCGUCGUCGGCAAGGACAUCGCCGCUGCAGGCGUGGGCGGCGAGGGCGGCGAGCGCAAGUACCACAAGUACUACCAGUGGGUCUGCUUCUGCCUGUUCUUCCAAGCCAUCCUGUUCUACAUACCGCGCUACCUCUGGAAGACCUGGGAGGGCGGCAAGAUCAAGAUGCUCUCGCUCGAUCUCAACUGCCCGGUGGUGAGCGAGGACUGCAAGACCGACAGGAAGAAGCUGCUCGUCGACUAUCUCUCCCUGAACAUGCACUCGCAGAACUGGUACGCGUUCCGCUACUUCGGCUGCGAGUUUCUCAAUCUCGUCAACGUCAUCUGCCAGAUCUUCCUCAUGGACUACUUCCUCGACAACGAGUUCACCAACUACGGCCGCGACGUGCUCAGCUUCAGCGAGAUGGAGCCCGAGGACCGCAUCGAUCCCAUGUCGCGGGUCUUCCCCAAGGUCACCAAGUGCACCUUCCACAAAUUCGGUGCUUCCGGCACGGUUCAAAAGUUCGACGGCCUGUGCGUGCUGCCCCUGAACAUCGUCAACGAGAAGAUCUACGUGUUCCUCUGGUUCUGGUUCAUCCUGCUCGUGUUCUGCACCGUCGGCAAUCUCCUCUACCGCCUGGUCAUCCUGCUGUCGCGCAGCAUGCGCCUGUACGUGUUGCGCAGCCGCUCGCGCAUCACGCCCUACCACCAGGUCGAGCUGAUCGUCAACAGGUGCCAGAUCGGCGACUGGUGGGUGCUCUACCAGCUCAGCAAGAACAUCGAUCCGCUCAUCUAUCGCUCGCUCCUCAACGAUCUCGCCCGCAAGCUCGAGGGCAAGGAGAGCGUCUGAGUUCAGGCCGACUCUUUCUACUGCUUGACGUUCUAUCGCAAAGACAAAGACGACGACGACAAACGAGAACUUAGACGAUCGAGCGAGACUACUACGACGAGCAGCUUAGAAAAAAGUGAUAAUAGCUUGGACGACGUCGUGCUCCACGGGCAAAGUAUAUUGAUUUAAGAAUUUCUUACGCUUCAUCGGAUUAUUUUUUUUCUGACUGUUUGUUUUUUUCCAUCUGUUGAUAUCACACUUUUUAUAAUAAUCAUAUAUGCUUUAGACGUGAGCGCGCCGAGCCCAAGCUUGAUCAAGUGCCUAAAAUAAUAAUAAUAAGCGAGAAAAAGAGACAAAGAGAAGCGAGAGUAGUGAAUUUUUAUGUACUGUGAUGGAAAUUGCUCGAUCGAUUCGAUUCCCUCGAAUUUUCUUCGAUCGUAGCGCGUACAGUUUUAAAGGAAUAAUUUCAUUUUUUACUCUUAAAAAAGACACAGAGACCAACAUGUAGAGGAGAGAAAGAAGAAGAAGAGUCUGCUGGGAGAGCGUCGUAUGGUCGUCGUCGCCGAUCUCUCUCUCUCUUUCUCUCUGUCUUUAUAUCUCUCUUUCUGCUCUUUGGCAUUCCACGCGGCAGCAGGAAUCGGCGAGAACGCGAUCCCCUUAACUCGGCCGCUGCCUUUUUUUUUCUUUCUUUCUUUCGUUAUCUUUCCUUUUUCAUACACAUAUAACGUACUCGGCCUUCUUAUCCCCACCCACGCAUCGGGCCCAAUGGGACUCGAUCGCGUCCCUCUACUCUCCGUAGCUCGCCAACUCAUUGACCUAUGCUAUGUGGGCCUUGUACACGCUCUCUUGUCUCUCUUUCUCGCCUUUGUCUGUGUGUGCGUGUUUUUUUUUCUCCAACGCUUUUUUUUCAUUAUAUUUACUUAUCGGUCCCUGGGCACACGCGUGAGAAAAUAGGGACCGUACAGUCGUUACACGCACGCCGAGAUCGUGGUUUUGAAGAAAAAAAAUGAAAAAACCACCUGAAAAACGAGAUACACUAGACGUACUCCGAUUCCGCGAGUUUCAUUCGAACAGAAUUGGAGUACGUCUAAUUGUACAUUAUAUACAUUCGUUCUAUAUAAACUGAGACUAUGUGAUAAGCGGAGGACGGCCGCGGAGGUCUCGGAAUUAUUAUUAUUAUAUUAUAUAUAUGUGCGAUUACGUUGACGAUCUUUUCAUCGAAUGAAAAGAUCGUCAACCGUCGUUGUUAUUUUUAUUGAUUCUCGCUAUUAACGUUUAUUAUCAUUGUAAGCUUAGAUGAAUGUGUGCGGUAUGAGAUUUUCCGGCGUUUUCUAUCCUGCUGUUUACACGGAGCGCACGCGAGAGAGAGAAAGAAUGUUUCGAAACGACACACAACUGUACAAUAAAGCCUUGGAUCGUGUCGAUCGAUCAAGCCGGUUUUUUUUUCUUCGUCGUUAUAAUGUAUGCACAAAAAUGAGAUGCGUAUUAUUAUUAUUUUGUAUAUUUUAGACGAGAGUCGGUACCGGUAUACCAGUAAUUAAUGCGCGAAAUCUCGCAUUCGAAAAUCACUUCUUCGGCCUGUACAUGUGUACACGAUGAUGAUACUCAUUUCUCGAGAAUCGAUUUAUUAGAUGGAGAGAAACUCUCGGUAACAUUUUUUUGAAAAUCCCGCUAUGGAAUACACCAAAUGUGUGUGUUUCUACUUUUUUUUUCAUUUUUACUACUACUAACAUGUAAAUUGCUCAUCGUGCGACUGUGUGAAAAUUUAUCGAUCUGGACGACGACGUGGACGUGGACGCCCGAGAGAAAGAGAGAUACACUAUUUCCGCUUUUGACAAGUGUACAUAUUCGCGCCACGUGUUUUUAUAAAGAAAAAGUCGUCUUUGGCCUUUUUUUUUACCUUUCAAAUUUACAAAACGACAAUGCGCCGCGAUAAGACGACAGCGUGUGUAAAUCCAAGGCUUUGAAAAUCCGACAGGUAGAAUUUGAGCCGCCGUCCUUCCAGUAGCCUGUAUUUUGAUAUACGCACAUUACGUUCAUCAACUAUACUCGACCGAGCUCACGAUUUCUGUAAAACUUCUUUUAUUUAUUGCCCGUCCCCCGUUCAAUUAAACAAAUAGACGAACGAGAGAGAAGAAAAAGAAUACAAAAGCUAGACUUAGUCCCGCGUAGCGAAAAGAAAAAAAUUGAAGCAUUUUAUAUGGAAUGGAGUAUAUAAAUAAUAUAUAUAAUUAUGUUUAUAGAAAAUAAGACGGAAGUUGUAGAUAGACGUGUAACAAAUUGUUGUCUCAUCGUCGACUUCGACAUCGCGAUUUUCUUUAUAAUUUAUUAAGAAAUUAAAUUUUUUUUGUUCGUCUUAGAAUAACCAGAUUUUGUACGCAAUGACAAUUUUACGUAUAACGUAUAAUUUUUAAGUGACGAAACGAGGGACCAAUAAUUUACUCGUACAUUCAGUGACAAAUUUUUGCCAAAUUUUGCACCCAGCGUUCGUUGAUCGAUCGCAUGAGACAACUUUCGCAAAAAGUAAGAAUGAAUGCCCACGAGUAAGAAUUGUUAGUGUUUAGGUAAAGGGCCCCCGUAGCCCUCGAGCUUGCUUGUUUGACAAAAAAAAAAAUCAACGACGCUCGAGUUAAUUUAUCGCAUUAUAAGUUUAUUCUUUUUUUUAUAUAAAAAAUAAAGCAUAAAAGUACCAUUUAUUUAUCCUUGUUUAUACUGCCAAGCUUACGAAAUUAAAUGUGACAUUGCGAAAGGCCUCGAUAAGACAAAUUUCUUUCUAUCGAAAGAAAAAGUUUUGUUUCCAAAAGGCAUGAUGGAGGAGACGAUUUCUAAAAUGUAAAUUAACAAGUUGCAAUCAAACGUCGUCCAUCGACGACGACGUGCUCUGAUUAGGCCUUGUAGCGAGUACUAGAGAAUGAUGUAGGAUUAUCCGCUCAUUAUCGAAAUAAUAUCGAUUCUGUGGUAAUUAAUUAUUAAUUAUUAAUUAUAAUGUAAUUUUAAUUAUUUCAUUAUUACUACUAUUAUCACAAAACAUUUUAGAUAUAUAAGCCAUUAUUAUAUAUUUUGUACCUACUAAUGAUUGAAUGAGUAUGUCAAAAAUUUUAGAAAAUUUGAUUGGAAUGGUUUCGAGAUAUAUAUAUUUCUGAUAAAAGAUAUAAAAUUUAUGUGAAUAACUGAUUCCUCUCGAGUUAUAUUAGAUUGUAUAAGAUAUGUGGUGAUGCAAGCAAAAACGUUUUCAAUAAUAAUUACAAUGUGUACAAGCGACGACGAUUCUCUUUAUUUCUUUUCACUUUGAUUAAACAAUUAUUAGUUGUAUGGUAGUGUUGUUUCUAGCGAGCUUUUUCGUAAAAGCACUUCUCACACACGUUUUACGAGAGAAGUGAGAGAUAACAGCAGUUUAUUUACGACAUAGCGACAAUAAAGAGCGACGACUCGUAUACUCGCGAGAUGCGUGCUUGUGAUGAAAUCGAAAGCGAACGCAACUCUACGAAUUAAUAAUUAUUUUUUUUUCGUAAAGAAAAGGAGACGUCUAAUCAAGUCACACACGAACCCAACAACUAUUGUUUUACAAACCAUUAUUGUUAAAUUCAAUUUUAAUUGAACGAUAGAUAAUGCGUUUUAUUAUUAUUUUUUUGUCUUUACUCAUUAUGAUUUUCUGAAAUACGCAAUAAAUAAUUUUUUUGGUAUCCUUGCAUUACUUUUUGGUCAUUCUUUGAUUUAUUUCGUCAUCCAAAUCAUCAUCAUUCAACUCAAACUGUCGGUGCACAGAUCAAAAACAAGAAAAUAAUCAUUGUACACGCCCGACGUAGACAACGAACAGAGAAGACUAUAUGGCACACACACACAGAAGCAUAGUAAUGUGUUGUAUGUAUAAUGUAUGUACGCGCGAGCGAGUCAUUGCUCCCAUUUAAGCUUUUAUAGACGUAUAUGAAGUCGUGUGUAUACCAAACGAAAGUGCCUAUAACUCACGAAUUAUAGAUCAAAAAUACAUUCCUGCGUAGAGAUUUUUUUUUAUAUGUUUAUAUUCUAUAAGUCAUUUAUAAUUCCAUUGUUUACAACGUUAACAACGUCGAUUUGUCAAGCUUCUACAUUUAAUGCAUGUAUACUUAGCGGUACUUAUUAAAAGGUUUUGAUUUUUGGGGGGCUCGUCGUUCUCACUUGUACCGACGACGACGACGAUGAUGAAUAAACAUUUCGGAAGCUAUUUUUGUAUACUUGUUUAAACGGAAAGCCUCUCCGCUUGGAGAAAUAGAUCGUUUUUCUCGCGAAGAGAGUCUCCCUUGUGUACGUGUGCGCGCGUGUGUUUGGGUGUCGCUCUCUCGGGCGGAAGCCGGUGCUGUCCGUGAAACAACAAAGAGUGCAACAAACACCGCACCGGAGAACGAUUGCAUAGGAGGCGAAAUUGAACGACGUAUGCCGAGAAACGAAAUCUUCGUUUAUACGACGAGAUUACGAUCUGUCGAUUCAGCUGGUGUGUGCAUGAGUGUGUAUAAGCGAGUACGUGAGAAGGCACACACGCGUGUCAACCUCAUUAUCUAAAAUACGUAUUCCAAGCGUUGGAAGGAGCUUGUAUUUUUGGAAAGUUGAAUUUUUUCUAUAUAUACACCGCCGUCUUUUUUAUCAAUGAAUGUACCUCUUUUUUCGACGCUUAUAGAUAUAUACAAAAGCUUUUUUGAGAAAAAUCUUUACUGCCUUUCUUGGCAGCGCGAGAAUAUGCGAGAAGUGUAAAUUAAUAAGAUGCAAUAAUAAUAUAAAUGACUGCUUGUCAGAUACGAAUUGUAAUGGAUUUUGUAUAAAAAAAAUGAUUAACUGAACGAAAUAAAGGAGAUUCGAUUGAAAGCAAUAUA